This is a messenger RNA of Cherax quadricarinatus, 5298 nucleotides long. RefSeq lists its product as uncharacterized. NCBI's taxonomy places the organism in Eukaryota, Metazoa, Arthropoda, Malacostraca, Decapoda, Parastacidae. The record is from RefSeq and is a predicted model, not a curated record.
ACUGUAAAUGGUGGCAACAUCGUCAUGAAAAAUAAAAGAGAAUAUAGACUGGUUAACGUGGCUCCAGUGAGGUAUUACCACGCGUCACCACAUGAAGCAAGAUCUUUUUUUGUUUAUCACUGAUAAGUAAUUGAGUGAGCCACUGACGCCACAUAUACACUGCCUCCCACUACUGCCACUGAUCAGCUGAUUCGUCAGGUAAAUGUCAAAGCUGGAGUUUAAGGAUUAUAUAACAGUACUGUUCAAGGACCCCAAUGAAAAUAAGUUACUCGACAAUUUUGGGGGGGUGGGUUAUUCUAAGUAAUUUUCACAUAUGUUCCUGUGUAAGACUUAUAAUCAUCCAAAAUUGUACCUAAACAAACUUAAGGUAUAUCAGUCUUACUGUCAUAUAUGCAACAAACACAUGGAGGUGAGAGUACACAGCAUGAGCAGAAUGUUUACUUCUAACCACCAGCCAAAGCACCACCUUCUGCAAAUGUUUUUCUGCCAGCUUAAGUAGUCCCCACUGUCGAAGACUGUGUUUGCACUAUCAUUGGACAUUAUAAACACUGAGGUAAAAUGGAUAUCUCAGAAUUGGUACCUCUUAACAGUGAGAAGGAAAUAACUAAGCAGUGGCUGGGAAAGCUUCUCUCACAAAAAUUUUGCUCUUCAGUUACUCCUCUCUCAUGGCAAUGUGUGUUACCAACUGUAUGUGAAGGAUUUUUAAGUGAUAUUGCCUAUGUAAGAGUGAGGUAUAAAAGUGAAUGUUUGGAAGAAGCAGAAAUUCAACUAGUGUUCAAGUUUCUCCCUCAACUUGAAGCAAGAAGGAAGUUUAUGUUGGAUGGAGGCUUUGCAGAACGUGAAGUAAAAUUCUAUGAGAUAACUAGAAACCCAGAAUAUCAGAGGAUUUGCCUCAAGAGUGGAAUGGUCUUGCCAAUUCCUGAAUGCUACUUCGCUACCUAUGCACAGGACUGUGCAACCAUCGUGAUGAAUAAUUUGAAAGCUGAAAAUCACAAAACAGUGAUUAUAAAAGAGGGCAGUACAUUUGCUCAGACUAAAGCAGCACUCAAGGCUAUUGCUUUUAUACAUGCCACUGGAUACAUUUUUUUGGCACACAAUGCAGACAGAAAAAAUCUUGGAGAAAUUACUAAACCACUCGACACAGAUGUUCUUGACCAGUUUUUCAUUCCCAACCUUAAAACACUUGUGGAGAUGUAUGAAGGUACUCCAACUUCAGAGUCCUUUAAAGCUUUAAUACCCGCAACCAAAUCUAUUUAUAGUUACCCACUGAAGUAUCCGCUUCUUAACACAAUUAUUCACGGGGAUUUUUGGGCAGGCCAACUUCUAUUUUCUGAUGAUGAAAGUAAUGCCAUAGUUAUAGAUUGGCAGUUUUGCAAUAUUGGUAACCCAGUUGGUGAUAUAAUGUCCAUGUUUUUUAUGAGCAGUGAUAUUGAAGUUUUAGACAAUCAUUUAGAAGAGGUGCUAAAAGAAUACUGGUUCAUAUUCACUAACGUUCUCAAAGCUAAUGGAACUGAAGCUGGUAUCACUUUUGAGCAACUAGUUGAUAAUGUAGAGGAACUCUGGGUAUGUGGUUUCAUUAUUCUUGCAUGCAGCAUUCAUGAUUUCCUUCCUGGUGGAAACCUAACUCAUGAAAGACUAAGAAGAGCCAUUAAGUUUUUGGAGGAUAGAGGAAUGUUUACAAAGCUCAUAGAUGAUAUAAACUGUAAACAUGGAUAAAUUUAGUACAGUAUAGGUACAAUAUUUUAAAUGGAAGAAUGAGGAUAUGGUAGUUAAAUCAUACAGCAUGCAACAAAUUCAAAAACUAAUAUUCUGAUGCGAGCGUGAAUAGAAACCUAUAAAAUGUUUUAUGUCUUUAGGUUCUCCUUAUGAGCAUGUAAAAUGGCAGGUAAAGCUUACUAGCUUCUAUGUAAGGCCUGCUCUGAAACGGGCAAGAGGUCAAUUAAACUUAUGACCAAUUGACAAUUAAUGUCUCUUAGACAUUAAAUUGCAAUAUAAAUAGACAGUGGUUGAGGCAAUUUCAUUUAUACCAUAAAGUAAUAUAUCCUUAUCAGUCAGUAAUCAAACAUAUGGAGAACUUUUUUAUAGUUUGAAGUGUAGUAUGCUAAAAGUACCUAUUUACAUGGCAGGUUCAUAAAAAUUGCUAGCACCUUUUGUUAAUAGAUAUUAGAUUUUAAGUACUGGCAGUAAGAUAAAAAAAAAGUACAAUGUAUAUACAGCUGAGUUACUCCAGAAAUGUGACUGUAAUUGCUUACAGCAUUAUGAAACAGUCUAAUAUUAUGGAUGGUUAUAUUGUAUACUAAAGGAACUGAGAAGCAAUCUUUAUGUUUCAAAGCUUUAUGACUCCAGUUAGAGGAAAUAUUGCUGGUAUUAUAUAAAAUAUUUACGUUGAGACCUUUUACAUCAUUUUAAAUAAUGUAUUAAUGUAAAACAUGCAGUGCAGUAACAUAAUUGACGAUGUAGAGCAGAAGCACAAAAUAAGGAAACAGAUAAUAGUUGUAUCAUAUAUCAAGCCAAAUCGCUGUGACUGCCUCUAAACCCACAUACAGUACAAAUAUUUUCAAUCAUACCUCAGUAACAAACAACAGUAUAUAGCCAUAAAUGGCACCUCUUUUUAGUACACAAUGAAUUUAGUGUCCCUGAAGGUAGCAUUCUAGGUCCAGAUCAAUGAUAUGCCCACUGCCAUUCAAGAUCUCAAACCUAUACUGUUUGAUGUUGAUGCAGUUUUUAUAUUAUCAGGCCAAGACUUAUUGCAAUACAUUACAGUCACAGCACAAUCUUUAUUUCAAUAUAAUAUACAUGGGAAUUACAAUGAAUAAUUUAACAGUUUGCUUGUGCACAGAUUUAGUCCAAUCUUUUAUGUUCAAAGUUAUGUCAUCACCCACUCAAAGGCAGUUAUCAGAAUCAUCACAUUAAAGUUUUUAAGCUACCACUGUAAAUGUGAAUGCUGUUCAUACAUACUACUGUUCACUCUAUAGUUUUAGAACUGCACUGUAAUGCUGAUGCUGACCUGAAAUAUUUCUUGGAAAUUUGUAACACAAAACAUAGGCUUACACACUAGAAAUACCGUUAAAUAGGCUACAAUACUUUUUUUUAUGUCUUUUGUUAGUUUGAACAAUUACAGAAAUUCUAUGCCAAUUGAAGGAUUAAAAUGUAGAAUAAGUAUCUGAUGAAUAAAAAAAUUGUAACAUACUGUACUUGAGGAAUUCAAAUCAAACCUAAAAUAAAUAUGUACUGUUUCUUUAAAUACAUAGUUGAAUCGUGAAAUUUAUGGAAUUAACCAAAAUGAAUUUCUUCGACUAUAAUUUUUUUUUUUUUAUAAAGUUACAGCGUUACAUUCUACUGCUAUCUUGUUAAUACACCAUGUAUCCUUUGUCUUUAAUCCUGCCCCUGAUUUUAAAUUUAUUAACUAUAGUUUAAUCACAUCAUUAUUAUUAGUGUUGCCUUUUAUUCCUCUCUUGAAACAGGUUACAGUGUAUCAUGAUUUUUAUCCUGCCCAUUCCACUAUUAAUUUUGAUUCAUACAUAAAUAAUAUUACCAACAAAUUAUUUUUUUUCUUGUGAGUUGUGACCAGUGUUACACAUGUUUCUUACCUGUCAAUAUGACUCACGAAAUCAUAAUGACACGAUUGCAAACAAACCAUACCACAGGCGGGGAUAGAACCGGCGAUCAGAGACUCUCUGAUCGCUGGUUCUAUCCCCGCCCGUGGUAUGGUUUACCUGUCAAUACUUUAACAGCUUAAACUGCUUUAUAACCAUGUAUUUUAUAGCAUUGUGUUAAUGUUAGUUUAAGUCUGCUCGAAAUGCUGUGUAUAAAUGGGUUUCUUGACUAUCUCCUGCUAAGACAGGGUGACCCAAAGAAGAAAACAGCCAUCGUUCAUUCAGUAGCUGUACUCGCUUAUUUGUGGUUGCAACGAUUGAGGCUCAGCUCCUGGCCAUGCUGUUUUGCCUUAAGUGUGCUGACAUCUUAAUUCAGAUUACCCUCCAAUUGCAACAUCCCCACAGAUUUUAUUAUAAUUAUUAUUAUAAAACACCUCAAUUACUGGGAGCGCUUGAGGUUUCUAAACCUGUAUUCCCUGGAACGCAGGAGGGAGAGAUACAUGAUUAUAUACACCUGGAAAAUCCUAGAGGGACUAGUACCGAACUUGCACACGAAAAUCACUCACUAGGAAAGCAAAAGACUUGGCAGACGAUGCACCAUCCCCCCAAUGAAAAGCAGGGGUGUCACUAGCACGUUAAGAGACCAUACAAUAAGUGUCAGGGGCCCGAGACUGUUCAACUGCCUCCCAGCACACAUAAGGGGGAUUACCAACAGACCCCUGGCAGUCUUCAAGCAGGCACUGGACAAGCACCUAAAGUCAGUUCCUGAUCAGCCGGGCUGUGGCUCGUACGUUGGUUUGCGUGCAGCCAGCAGCAACAGCCUGGUUGAUCAGGCGCUGAUCCACCAGGAGGCCUGGUCACAGACCGGGCCGCGGGGGCGUUGACCCCCGAAACUCUCUCCAGGUAAACUCCAGGUAUGGUAUUAUUAUUAUUAGUAGCAGUAGUAUUAAAUUUAAAUUAGUAUAUGGACUAGUUGCCUGAAAAGGUUAGGGUGAAGGGAUGAAAAGCAAGGCCUAGUUAGUGGUGUAUUAGGCAUGUAGUAUAUAACAAUGAUCCUAAACACUGAUGCAAUGUACAUAGUGAGGUCGAGACAUCCACACGAUGUUCUAAAAAGUUUCACUUAUAAAUACUGAAGACUUUUAGGGCUAAACAUUUUAUCUAACAAAAUAGUUGUUUGUUUAUCAUUUGCAAGGGUCAUAAUUUUUUUAGUUAUUUAAACUGAUGUCACCCUUGUUUCUGACAUAUGUAUAUUACACUAAGUAAUAUACCAAUAAAGCAGUGACAUCAGACUGUCGGGUUUAUUUCUAUUGAGAACCCUUUAGUCCUUUACCUAGGAUGUAACCCCACACCAGUUGGCUAACACCCAGGUGUUAGCCAACUGGUGCUAGAUGAACAGGGGCAACUGGUGUAAGUAAUUAUACCGAACAUUUUUGGUCCUCCAGGGAUCAGUGUGAGGCAGCUAUCUUGCUGUUCAAUUUUUUUAAAGUAUUCAUUAAUUAAUAUAUUACAAUCUACUGCUUAACUGAAAAUACCUGUUUACCUGUAUCUGUUUACAUGUACUUUUAUAUUUAAUUAUAUUUUUAUGCUAUAGUAUUUAAUAUUCUUAUAUUUAAUAUUCUUUUAUGUUUAAUAUUCUUUUAUAUUUAAUAUUCUUAUGCUAUAGUAUUUAAUAUUCUAUUAUAUUUAAUAAACUUAUGCUAUA